GAUAUCACAACAUUGUAGUAAACAAGAGUAGAACCAUUUAGAGAUACCAGGCUAGCUACAUGCAGCUGAUACAAAUAAUUAUUUCGAUAGUCUAAUUCAUGUCAUCGGAGGAGAUGAAUUUAUCAGUAAACGGUCAUUCUCGCGUCCCUCCGGGCUUCCGGUUUCAUCCAACUGAAGAAGAACUACUGCACUAUUACUUGAGAAAGAAAGUAGGUUAUCAGAAGAUUGAUCUUGAUGUCAUCCCGGAUGUUGAUCUUAACAAGCUGGAGCCCUGGGACAUCCAAGAGAAGUGCAAAAUAGGAUCGACUCCACAAAAUGAUUGGUACUUCUUCAGUCACAAAGACAAGAAGUAUCCGACAGGUACUCGGACGAAUAGAGCAACGACUGCUGGAUUCUGGAAAGCAACGGGGCGGGAUAAGGUGAUCUUCAGCAGCUUGCGAAGAAUUGGGAUGAGGAAGACCUUGGUGUUUUACAAAGGAAGAGCGCCGCAUGGCCAGAAGUCCGACUGGAUUAUGCAUGAGUAUCGUCUCGACGAACAUGAUAGCACUAGUUCUAUUACUCUGCACUCGGCUAGUGAGUCAGCUGGAGGAGAAGACGGAUGGGUGGUUUGUCGGCUUUUCAAGAAGAAAAACUACCACAGGGCACUCGGGAGUCCACAGGGCUCAUCAUCCACCAUCUCUCUGGACUCAAGGAGGCUGAUCCGCGGCUCUGCUGAUCAUCACGACCAAGGGGACGUUAUGGAUCAGAUACUUUUGUACAUGGGAAAGUCGUGCAAAAAGGAAGAUCUUCAUCAUCAGAAUUCGAGUACUGUUAUCAAUAACUCGAAUCCCACAAGUCAUCUUCAAUUCAUUAGUACUACCAAUCCAACAAUGAUAAGUACUAGUAGCCCCGAAGAUGAUAUCGAUGAUAAUCAUCUAGCCCAUGCAAGAUUCUUGCAUCUUCCAGGACUCGAAAACACUAGUCCCUCCCUACUCCCUCCCAAUAGCAACAUCACUCAUCAAGACGACAAAGACUGCAGUUUCAAGUCCAUUGAACAAUCCAUAGACGAUGAGCUAAUGUUCGCUACUCAUCAACCAACCAUCGAAGACCAUCAUCUCGAGGACUCGAAAAAUGGAUACAAUGAUUGGGCUUCACUACACCGCCUCGUUGCUUCGCAGCUCAAUGGCCAAGCAGCAGACACAUCAUCCAAACAACUAUCUACCUGCUGUUACAGCCAAGAUCAAGCUCUCGACGAUGACGACGAAGAUUUCUUCAGCUUUUCCUUCGAUCAUCAUGACUCUGAAGCCUUACAGAACCCUCCACGUCUGAGUAAAAUGAAUCAAGGUCCUCAAGUGAACAACAACGAGGUCUGGAACUUUCUUCGCACUUCCUCAACAUCAUCCAGUACCGAUCCUCUGUGGAACUUAUCUGUAUAAUACAUAUACAUGCACGCAGCUAAGUAUGAUUGUUAAAUCCUUACAUACACACAGAUAUACGUACACAACAAAUAUAUAUGUAUGAGUAUGGUCAUGCAUAAUAUACAUGCAGCGAUGCAGACAUAUGUAUGGUAUGUACCUACGUAAAUUACAUGUUCGCAUUCUCAUAAUAAACAGGUAAAGUAAUUAAUAUCUGA
Molecule: messenger RNA, 1612 nt
Organism: Daucus carota subsp. sativus
Lineage: Eukaryota; Viridiplantae; Streptophyta; Magnoliopsida; Apiales; Apiaceae
Product: NAC domain-containing protein 43
Exons: 2
Coding region: 99-1415 (438 amino acids)
Biological process (GO): regulation of DNA-templated transcription
Molecular function (GO): DNA binding
Source: RefSeq, a predicted model, not a curated record